This is a messenger RNA of Styela clava, 2240 nucleotides long. Its product is annotated as putative 4-coumarate--CoA ligase 3. Lineage: Eukaryota; Metazoa; Chordata; Ascidiacea; Stolidobranchia; Styelidae. The record is from RefSeq and is a predicted model, not a curated record. Gene Ontology annotation, molecular function: CoA-ligase activity.
UAGUUCAGUGUUAUGUUUUACCUUUAAACUAAAGCGAGGCAUAUAUCAAAAAUUUAAAUACGGCGAUUACUUUGGGGAAAGGAAGAAUUUAGAAACAAAUCAACCUUUUUGAUACUCCCAACGUGUGAUCUCCUUUACCAAAACACGUGUUUUUGUACCUAUGAGAAGCAAUUUGGUAAAGAAGCAUUUUAUCGAGAGAUAUCGUUAUUUAAUUAGGUUAUCUGACAUACUGGUACUAGCUUUAGAUAAAAGAAUGGAUAAGCCCAGUCCUUAUCCAGAUGUUGUCAUACCCACUGAGCCGAUAGCAAGAUUGUUGCUGAAACGUGUCAAAUGCUACGGUGACAGAGAAGCUCUGGUCGAUAAUACCAGAGGAACAUCUAUCACCUUUAUGCAAGUCUACGAACAGACAAGGAAAUGUGCCAGCGCACUCCGUAAACUCGGGAUCAAAAAAGGCGACGUUAUCGCGAUCGGUUCAUCUAACCGUGUCGAAUAUGCAGUUGUUAUGUUAGCAGCGAUUUCGUGCAAUGCAAUCCCAUCACCUUGCAAUCCAUUGUACCAGAAAGGAGAACUCAUUGAGCUGUUCAAGAUCUCCGAACCAAAAAUAUUUUUCUGUGAAUCAGGAAAUGCAGAUGUUAUAAAGACAUUGACUGAAAAUAUUCCGACCAUUAAGAGCAUUUUCACGUUCGAUAAAAAAGAAGGUUUUACUUCAUAUGCUGACCUCAUUAAAGACGACGGAAAAGAUUAUCCUGAGAACGAACCCAUAGAUGUGAUGAAAGAUGUGGCGCUUUUGCCGUACUCAAGUGGAACAACUGGCCUCCCAAAAGCAGUCAUGCUCACUCAUUAUUCACUUUCAUCACUUUUUACAAUACUUCGAUCACAAGUGAAUCUUUUUGUGGGUGACUGCUUUUUUAUGGUUAUUCCGAUGUUUCACAUAUUUGGAUUCGGAACAGUUGUUUUCACCUUAUUUAUGGGCGUCAAAAACGUUUUUGAACCUAGAUUUGGACUUGAAUCUAUGUUACAAGCCUUUGAGAAGCAUAAGGUAACCCACUUCACCGCUGUCCCACCGAUAAUGAUUGCUCUCACUUUGACUCCUUUGUUCGAGAAAUACGAUACCUCAUCUCUGAAGCAAAUGCUUUGUGGAGCGGCUCCGGUGGCGCCUAAACUCACCGAAGAUAUGAUAAAACGAUACAACAUUAUCGUAUCUCAAUUGUAUGGCUUGACGGAAUUCGCGCCGAUAUCGAUUGCCAAUCCAGUGACGUAUUCGUAUUCAUCAGCUGGGGUUAUUUCACCCAAUACCAUUGUUAAGAUUAUUGAUGUUGAAACUGGAAAAGAACUAGGACCCGGCGAAGAUGGAGAAAUAGUUGCCAAGGGCCCACAGAUGAUGAAAGGGUAUAUGAAAAAUCCAGAAUCAACGAACGCAACAAUACGUUCUGGCUGGCUUCAUACUGGUGAUAUUGGUCAUUUUGAUGACGCCGGUAUGCUAUGGGUUGUGGAUAGAUUGAAGGAACUUAUUAAAUGCAAAGGUUUUCAGGUUGCACCAGCCGAGUUGGAAGCUUUACUUCUUAAACAUCCAAAAAUAGCUGAUGUGGCAGUAAUUGGAAUUCCACACCCAGAAGCCGGAGAGGUACCCAAGGCAUUCGUUGUGAAAAAAGAUCCGUCUCUCACUGAAGAGGAAGUAAAGAAUUUUGUUGCAGGUGAGGUAGCAAAAUUCAAACAUCUACAAGGAGGCGUGGCGUUCGUGGAAAAAAUUCCAAAGUCACCCAGCGGAAAAAUUCUUCGCAGAGAAAUCAGAAAACAAGAAUUCGGCAAAUAAACGAAAUGCUAAUCUCUUUAAUUGGCAAAAGCGCCAUUUAUAUUGAUACUACAAUAUAUAUUGAACGACACCAUAUUUUGAAUUCUGACCACAAUUUUAGCAUUAUUUAGUUAAACAUAAGGUGAUUGAUGCAGUCUUUUCCCGUCAUGACAUAGCACACAAUGCAACUUUCUAGUAACCAUACACAAAGACAUUUAAAAGCCAUCUCAAAGUGACUAUUGGACUUACUAACAUAUAACUAAUUUCUCUUUUUUCUGAUCUGUUUCGAAUUGAAACCACAUUUAUUCACACAUAUAGUAAACGCAAGUACUAAUCCGUUUUUUGCCAAGCUCGUACAAUUUUGUUUUACUACAAUUUUAUUUGGUAUUACAAAUUAUAAUACCCAAAUAACCAACCUGCAUACUCAAAUAGAACCAUAACCCGGAAA